CAUGUGGAGGAAGUUACGCACUGUUUGGAGAGUUGUUCCUCCGCGGAGAAGCGCAGUUUUCUCUGCUGAGUCAGACUUUUGACAAAUUGGAUGGACUUUCCACGACCCGUUGGUGCUGGCCACGUUGUGUUUUUCUUUAGUUGUUGAACUUUUUUUUUUUCUUCUCACAUUUGCCGACCACCCUCGCGUUAGUUUSGAGCCGCCAGCAGCCGGGUGGGUGUGCGUUAACUGCGCGCAGCCGAGCCGAGAGGCGCUUCCUUCUUUCAGCCUCWCUCCGGAACGGUGGAACGGGAUUGUCGCUCAACAUGACGCAUUUAACAGGCUUUGUUAGUUAAUAGCGCGCUCCCUUUAAGACUCCGAAUGCUUCAGUUUGUGACAGAGAUGUUCUCCUGAGUAAAGGUUUUGUUAAAGGCUUUCCUCAAAACUGCUCUCCAUACAAGACAAUGGCCUCCAAUAUAAUGGUGGAGCAGCAGUUUUCUCACAAGUUUAUUGUGACGGUGGUCCGAGCUGAAAAUGUCACCAAAGGUGCACUGGGUGAUCUGCUGGAUACUCCAGAUCCAUACGUGGAGUUGUUCAUCCCGACGGCCCCGGAGAGCAGGAAGAAGACCAAACACAUAGACAACAACAUCAAUCCGAAAUGGAACGAGACGUUUCACUUCAUAUUAGACCCCAACCAGCACAACAUCCUGGAGUUAACGUUGAUGGAUGCCAAUUACGUGAUGGAUGAGACACUUGGGACGGCAUCCUUUGACAUCACAAAGCUUGAAGUGGGACAAACAAAGAUGGAAAGUUUCUGUAUCGGUAAACACAAAUCUGGACCUGAGGUUCAGCCUGGCUCUGUGCGACAAAGAGAAGCAGUUCCGACAAACCCGCAGAGAAAGAGUGAUGCUCGGCAUUAAGAAGCUGCUGGAYAUGGAGAAACCUCGCUUCCUCCCCAGCUCUCCGGAGGAGGUUCCAGUGAUAGCCAUCGCAGGUUCAGGCGGGGGGUUUCGUGCCAUGGUGGGCUUCUCUGGAGUCAUGAAGGCUCUGUUUGAGUCUGGGGUCCUGGACUGUGCCACAUAUGUUGCUGGUCUUUCUGGAUCCACAUGGUAUAUGUCCACUCUCUACUCUCAUCCUGAAUUUCCAAACAAAGGCCCAAAGGACAUAAACAGUGAGCUGAUGAAGCGAGUUAGUGGUAACCCACUGAGGCUGCUGCUGCCCCAACACAUCACCAACUACAUCCAGGCCCUGUGGACUAAGAAGGCCUCAGGGCAGCCCGUUACCUUUACCGAUAUUUUCGGUAUGCUCAUAGGAGAGACUCUCAUACCUGCGAGGAUGCACAUCAAGCUAAGUGGCUUCCAGGAGAAAACAAACCAGGCCCAGUGUCCUCUCCCACUCUUCACCUGUUUGCACGUCAAGCCAGAUGUUUCAGAGCUCAUGUUUGCGGACUGGGUAGAGUUCAGCCCUUAUGAAAUUGGGAUGGCCAAGUACGGCACAUUCAUGACGCCCGACUUGUUUGGAAGCAAGUUCUUCAUGGGAACUGUGGUGAAGAAAUAUGAAGAGAAYCCUAUUCAUUUUCUGAUGGGCGUGUGGGGAAGCGCCUUCUCCAUUCUGUUCAACAGAGUUCUGGGUGUGAAGGACACAGCUGGAGGCAGCACCAUGGAGGAGGAGUUAGAGCAGAUCAAACCCCAGCACAUUGUUGGAGAAGACAGUCUGGACAAYGACGAUGACCUGCGCAAAGCUGGAUCAGAAAACCCGGAGGCGGAGGAAGAGUUUACUCGCACSGCUCAGGCCAGCUGGGUCCAGCGAAUGUUCACUUCUUUCUUCAGUGACUCGGCUUUGUUCAACACAAGAGAGGGUCGGGCCGGGAAGGUGCAUAACUUCAUGCUGGGCCUGAACCUGAACACCAGCAUGCCCUUCUCUCCACUCAAUGAAAUAAUGUAUUCAGCUCCGGCACUUGAGGAGGAAGUGGAUGCCGUAACGGAUCCAGAUGAAUUUGAUCGUAUUUAUGAGCCUCUGGACGUGAAGAGUAAGAAGAUUCAUGUUGUGGACAGCGGCCUGACCUACAACCUGCCCUACCCGCUCAUCCUGCGGCCGCAGCGCGGCGUCGACCUCAUUAUCUCUUUUGAUUUUUCUGCUCGACCAAGCGACUCCAGCCCUCCGUUCAAGGAGCUCCUGUUAGCGGAAAAGUGGGCCAGGAUGAACAAGCUUCCAUUCCCUAAGAUUGAUCCCAAAGUCUUUGACCGCGAGGGUCUGAAGGAAUGCUACGUGUUCAAACCCAGGAUGGGUGAAAAGAACUGCCCGAUUGUCAUCCACUUUGUCCUGGUCAACAUUAACUUCAGGACGUUCAAAGCGCCUGGUUAUUAAAGAAGCCAUCAAGGACUGCAUUGUGAGAAGGAAGGAGAAUCCCUCCAGCCUUUCCCAUUCCUUCCCCCUCGGAGAGAUCCCCAAAAAGAAGUUUUCYAGAAAAGAGGAUCACUCAAAACCCUUGAAUAACCUUGGAAAAGAUCAUAAGUAGCCAGAGGGGAAAAAGACUUUUUGGUCAUUUUGAAAUAAAGUGAAGCAUUUGCCUUGUGGAAAAAUGCUCUCAGCCUGAUUACUGUAUGGAUUGUUGAAGUUUUUUAUGGCGAGAUAGGUCGAAACGCUUUUCUUUUUAAAGAAAGACUUUGKGGAAAGAUUGUUUUUCUUUGUUUGUUUGUCGGUGCUGAAAACUUGCUGCCUUCUAAUUUAGAUAUCUGGAAGAGAUGUUUUUUUGGAUUUUUUUUCCAUCUUGAGACUUUUCUUGGGCAGUUCCAACAUUCCU
Messenger RNA from Austrofundulus limnaeus, 2782 nucleotides. It is a transcript of the gene pla2g4ab, whose product is annotated as phospholipase A2, group IVAb (cytosolic, calcium-dependent). The record is from RefSeq and is a predicted model, not a curated record. Lineage: Eukaryota; Metazoa; Chordata; Actinopteri; Cyprinodontiformes; Rivulidae. Gene Ontology annotation, cellular component: endoplasmic reticulum; cytosol; nucleus. Gene Ontology annotation, biological process: glycerophospholipid catabolic process. Gene Ontology annotation, molecular function: calcium ion binding; calcium-dependent phospholipid binding.